This is a messenger RNA of Durusdinium trenchii, 6434 nucleotides long. The record is from the annotation of a GenBank genome assembly. NCBI's taxonomy places the organism in Eukaryota, Dinophyceae, Suessiales, Symbiodiniaceae.
AUGGCCACCUCCUCGCAAGUCGAUUCCCUUCCGAACGGAUGGACGCAUGCUGAACUGGCAGAGCUUGAGGAGACGCUGGCCACAGAGACUGCAGCCGAUCCAGGUGCAUUGACCUCAGACCCCAGACCUUGGCGUUGUUUGAGAUGUCACUCAAGUCAUUGGGCCCCGUUGGAUAACGACACCUAUACAUGCCUGGUCUGCGAUUCUCGAGUGUUCUAUGACUCUUCGGAACCUCGAAGGCACCAGACCUCUGAUGGUGUUUGGAUGUACGUUCCUGCGGCGCGGUCCGAUGGCUCUCCCAAUGAGGAUCCGCCCCCAUUUGCUUCCCGGAGGCAGUCCGAGGAUAGCGAGCCGCUGACCCGGCACGGGAAACAGGUGAGAGCGAGAAUCCAACACAUGAUCCUUCGGUGGACACCUCGGUUGACUAUGUUUGGCCCCAAGGCCUUGGUUCCGAGUUGUCGGCCGCCAGUUCAAGACGUCAACGAAGGAGAAACCGAUCCACUGCGCAAGAAGUACCUAGCAAUCCAUCGCCUUCAGGGAGUUGGCAAGAGUUCAGACGACUCGGAGCUCCUCAAGGUGAUGAAGCAGUUGCUUGAGGAGCGCAAGAACGACAAGUCCUCGCAGAGCAGUUGGGACACCCGUAAGGGACCGUCGCCUGGCAUAAAGUGGAAGGGUGGAACACCACCAAAUCCACCCAAGUGGAACUACAGCUCCUCGGACCUCCGUGCCUUCUCCAAGUUCGAGCGUCGGGUCAACGUUUGGAGAUUACAGGCCGAGGCAGAAAGUGAACACAUGGAGCUGUCGAGAGUGAAUGACAAGAACGGCGUGGACUACAUUCUUUCGUGCUUGAAGGGGCCGCUUGAGCACAAAGUUUUGUAUCAGAAGCGUGCAUUGCUUGCAAACUAUGAAGUUGUUGCCCGCACUGCAAACGAAACGAUUCGACAGUACAUCAAUCGAUACAAACGGAUUGAACGUGAUUUGCGAGCAGUUGGCAUACAGACAGGUGCAAUGUAUGACUCAGAGUCGAGGGGAAAUAGGAUCCUUGAGCGUUGUAAGUUGGAACCUUCAUUGGCCCGUUUGGUUUUGAUUGGUGCACACAACAGCUUGGAUUUUGAUGCUAUUGUUGAAAGUUUGCAGCUACAAUUCCCCGACUUUAAGACCACGCCAGCAGUGUUUCAUCAGCAUCAGCCUCCAUGGAAGCAGCCACAGACGUUCAAGUCUAGUGGAAAGUCUUACAGUUCCACAUCCGCCUCCACCGCCACGAGCUCAAGCUCAACGGUGCCGUCAUCGGCAUCAGCCUACAACCGCAACAAAGGCAAAGGAGGGUAUCCACCUCGCAAGGUCUUCCAGGCCGAGCACGAAACCGUGCAUGAAGCUGAAAACGAAGACGAGCUCGCUACGGCCGACAUGGCCGCCGAGGACGAAGAGUUCUUCGAGCCCGAGGAAAGCCCCGAUGCCUCGCCGUCAGUCGACCCUGAUCCGGACCAGGAAGAUGACGAUGAUUUGGGUGCUUCGCUAAGCGAAUUGGCAUCCGUGCUCACGGUCACUUCCAACAAGUUGAAAGCAGCUACAUUGGGUCGAAAGUUCACAGGACGCAAGUCCAUACAAGAGAGGAAGCGCACAAGCAGUUGUUCAGCUUGCGGUGCCAUCGGCCAUUGGGCUGGUGACACCGAGUGUCCAGUCUCGGCCAAAGGCCCUGGCAAAGGAGGAAAAGGCAAGAGCAAGACUGCAACUGGGGGGAACCAAUCCUCGACUUCCUCGUCCACCUUCCCUAAGAAGACGUUCGUGGUGACCUAUGGGGAUGAACAACCACAAGAUCCACAAGAUCCCUUCUACACCUUCCCGGCCAUCCUCAUGGUAGAUGUUCCGGAUGCCCCCUUCGUUUAUGUCACCGAGACCAUUGACCUAGCUGGCUAUAUGGUGUUGGACACGGCAUGCCAACGGUCAUGUGCUGGGAGCCGGUGGAUGGGUACACAUAUGAAGUUGUGGGAAACGAUGGGUUGCAAUGUCAUCAAGUACCAUGCGACGAUCGAUUCCAGUUCGGUGCAGGUGCAUGCCAGCAAGCAGACAUGGCUCAGCAGCAUGGGUUUGCUCGAGCUGCAGGAGAAGCAUCGUGCACAGAUGCAGAGGACCACGGUGUCACAGAGGGAUUGCACUCACCCCGAGUUCCAGCGAUACGGCAACCUCCACGGCUCCAAGAGACCCAUGAUCCACGACCUGACGAUGAACGACUAUCAGGGAUCGGGGUACACUCGAGAGGAGUUUCAGAGCAUCAUGGAAUGCUACGAGGAAAGGGGGCCGACCUCAGACAAUCCGGAUCAGUAUCACUCCGAUCUGGAGACGCCCAUCGACUAUGCAACCGGAUGGGACCUUCAGAAGACCGCACACCAGCAAGAAGUCGAGUGGCAACUGGACCAACUCAAGCCCUUGAUCCUCAUCCAGGGGAUCGAUUGCCGCGACUGGUGCAUCCUUCAAGACAACACCAACUAUGUCAGGAGGAAGAUUCUUUUGCUCAUGCGUCGGGCUAAGGCACGCAGACUGUUGAAGAAGGUCUGCCAAUGGUGCCGCAAGCAAGUGGAUGAAGGACGCCUGUUCCUGCUGGAAAAUCCCACUACCAGUCGGAUCUGGUUCGAGCCUGUCAUGAUCAGCCUGCUCAACCUUCCCGGUGUGACCACCACAACCUGUCAUGCCGGAUCAUACGGAGCCCAGGACUCGAAGGGCAACAUGAUCAGGAAGGGGCACAGGUUCAUGGGCAACUGCCCUCAUGUACUGGCACGCCUGAGCCGCAAGCUCACACCAGACCAGCAGAAGCAAUGUGUACCACUCCAAGGCAAGGAAACCACCUUGUCACAGCACUACCCACCAGAGAUGGUCGCCGAGAUCCCCAGGGGCGUGCGAGAAGAGGUACACCACCGACAUCCAGAUCGACAGCACCAGCCCCGUACCUUUUUCACCACGUUCAUGGUCACAGCAAUUGACCAAUGGGCAGAAGCACUCCAGAUGGCUGACAGCACGUUCCAAGUCACUCGAUACAAGUCCUUCACGCUGCCUACCUCAGACCCCCUCUUUCGCAAGACCUUGGAGUGGAUGUCAUGGAAGAAGAUCUUCAAGAACUACGUCACCCAAAGGCCCGCUCCAAGUGGCGUGAUGGCCGACGAUGGAGCUUCCCAAUUCGCCGACAGAGUCCAGAUGGACAUCUUCUACUUCAGAGAUCUGACAGGAGCAAACCAUAUGAUCCUUGGGGUCAUUUGUGAAGUCACUCACCUUCACUUGGCCUUCCUCCUCCAGAACCGCUCACUGGAGGAGAUCACCCGCUGCUUCACCGUAGGUUGGGCCAGGGCAUUUGGCUUUCCACUCCGGAUCAGAACAGAUCCAGAUGGCUCAUUCCGAGCCGCCUUCGAAGCAGCUAUGGAUGAAGCCGGUGUCUACAUGGACUAUGUUCCGGCAGAAGCACACAACAAGAUAGGCGUGGAGCUCUUGAGCGGCCCACACGGCCUUGUGACAGGCCAAACAAGAGCACAAGCACAACAGCUCGCAGACACUUUGCGGGUCGAGGCGCAACAACAGAUAGCUGCCAUGUCAGUUGACAGCACUUUCCGGCGGGCACUCCUCCGGAACACAGCACCGACAGAGCAAGACAUCCCAGAAGUUGGCAGCAUCGUCGCCUACUGGCGUUGGACCGCCAGGAGCGGCAAGAAACGAGGCGGGUACAAACUCGCAAGGUUGCUCGGCCGCGACCCAGACGGCAAAAGCAUGUGGGUUCAAGCAGGAACCAACACUGUCAGAGUCGCCCCUCACCAACUGCGGGUGGCUCGUGGCUUUGAGAACUGGAGCCCCGACUACCAGCAGAUCAAGGCCCUCAGACAAGCCUCACACAAUUUGGACGACAACAAUAUCCAGGAUGACACAGUUCCAGCACCACCGGAACAACUGGAUGAUCCAGACCAACCACUCGGGAACGAUGACCACGAGCUCAUUCCCGGCAGCAGCGGAUUGGCAACGACACCUACAUCCUCCAUGGAUACCAGAACAUGGCAAAGGCAGCCAACACCACAGGCACUGGCCUUCACGUUUGGGCCAGACUUGACGCAGCAUCACAUUGCCUCCAGACCACCCAUUUUGCGGGUCGUAUGGGACGCUCCGUACGACAGCGAUCAAGAUGGUCGCGCAAUUCUCCCAGAGCGCACAAACCUGAUCACAGGGCUAUGGCAUGAACCUUAUGCAGCACAUCUCUCCUCACUGGAAACAACUCCAGACGGCAUCCAGUUCAGAGACCACUACCAGGAUGGCAGUGAACCCGUGAAGAUGCCAUAUGCUUGCCACUAUGCCUUUCAGGCAUACCGGGCAGCCCCAGGCUACACUGGCACCGGUGAGUCUAGCGACUCCGAAGCCUCAGCCGAUGACAUGACGGCUGGACAUCAGGGCACCACCAAGACCCUGACACGCCAGGAACAAAAGGCCCUGGACAAAGAAGUCCCUUGGCAAGCAAUACUGGAGAUGAACCAAGAAGAUCUCGACAAGUAUGUCGAUUCGGCAAAGGCCGAAGAGACCUCCUGGCAACAGUUCAACAGCGUGAUCCCUCUCACGACCCAGGAGGCAUCUCUCAAGAAGAGGAUCUUGCGGUCAAGAGCCGCGUACAGAGACAAGGCAAAGGGACAAGGCCCGCUCAAGGCCAAGACACGGGUCGUCGCCUUGGGUCAUCCCGACCCUGACUUGAAGGAGCUUUGCCGCGCGAGCGCUACACCAACGCGCCAAAGUGAGUACAUGUUGUAUGCGAUCUUCAUUGCAGGCCACAACAACAUGUUCCUUGAUGGCCGCGACAAAUGGCAGCUAUGGUGCGGCGACAUCAAAACCGCAUUCCUGCAGGGGACGCCAGAUCCUCGUCGUCUUCCGCUGUACAUGCUUCCACCUCAAGAUGGGGUAACCAAGCUUGCAGGAACAUUUCGUUCACCGCUCUACAAGAUCGUUGGAAACAUCUAUGGCCUUGCAAGCGCCCCCAGGACAUGGUCGUUGCACGUUGUCAAGGAGCUCACCACAAAAGCCGGAUUCCGCCAGCACUCGCUGGACAAGAUGCUGUUCUAUUUGUGGGAGCGCCUGCCUGGAGAUGAGCAUGAGUCGUUGGCAGAAGUUUUGGUUGCAUACGUUGACGACUUCCUCCUCACCCACAAUGAGCGAAGUCAAGAUGCCCUCACGGAACAACAGAGCUUGGUGUUCAAAGGAAAAGAAGUCAGCCGGAAACGCCAAGGUGGGGUUUGCUACUUGGCCCUGACCCAGUCCAAGUUCAUCGCUGGCAUGAAAGUUGGCAAUGUCGCACGCAAGAAGCGACUGGAUCAGGUCAUCCAACCGGAAGACAUGCCAGAGUUUCGCUCCGUUGCAGGAUGUCUGCAGUGGCUUGCAGGUCAAUGUCGACCAGAGGUGGCAUCAACAGUUUCGUUGUGCAGCCGCGGAACAAAGUCCACCUAUAAGGACUUGCAAUGCCUGUAUGAUGCAGUACAGUUGCUCCAUGCCUCACCAAACAACGGCAUCAACAUGUGGCCAGUUCCAGUCCACCAGCAUAGUUUGCUGGUCAGCUUCUCUGACAGCCCUUGGGCCAACGCUGAAGGCUCAGCUAGCCAGCAUGGCAACUUGGUCCUCAUCGCCGAUCCCAAGAUCACCGACACCACAGGGACGGGAUUGCUGAUAGAUUGGAAGUCAAGCCGCAGCAGCCGAGUUUGCAGGAGCACCCUUUCGGCAGAAGCAAGUGCAUGUGACAUUGGAAUUGAUCGAGCCGCCUUUCUUUCAUUCCUGCUGUCCGAGAUGAUUUUCUGCUGCCCCUCGUUCAAGCUGACCCGGACACUUCGCAUCAUCGGUGUCACGGACUGCAGAUCGUUGUACGACGUUUUGGUCAGCGAGAAUCCUCGCACGGAGGACAAAAGGACCGUAGUGGUCAUCAGAGCAAUCCAGCAAUAUCUGCAAAGGCCUGACGUUCACUGGGUUCCGACGCGCCUCCAAUGGGCAGACAGCUUGACAAAGUUGAGUGACAAGCUGGUCACCACUUUCAUGCAAUGGCUUGAAAAGCCAUGGAUCCAGCUGAGGGAGACGGUCACGCAGACACAUCAAGCUCAACAGAAUACCAUGAGUGUGAAGUUUGAGCGUGACAUGUCUAGGAACCGUAUGCACAUGAGCUGAUGUGUCCGCUGCCAUUUCCCGUUCAGGUGCGCACUGAGCCUCGUUCGCCUUUUGUGAUAAGGCGCCGUCCUUUCACACCCCCAUGUGACACGACACCCCGUCGCACGUGUUGUGUUCAGACUCAUAUCGUAUGAGUGCACGGCUCGUGCUAGCAAAGCGCCAAAAAUACAUGCGCACCACUUAUCAAGAAAACAUCAGGUCGUUGCGCACAGCUCUGCCGCAUUGCGGAAUUGUGGGGCAGUUUAUUGACUCGUCACCAAUCGCCC